AUGGCUCCGAACGUCCUCUCGCUCGCCACGGCCGCCCUCGCCCUGGCGUCGGCAGCGCAGGCCCAGUGCGGCUCCGGGUCCCCCCACGCCACGGUGACGGGGUCGGGCAACUCAUACACGGCCAGGGUGGGCUCGAACCAGGUCUACUCGGGGUCCGACUACCGCGAGGCGAUCCAGAAGGCGCUCGACUCCAUCAGCAGCGGCCAGCGGGUGGCCGUGCUGGCGUCGGGCUCGAUCGGGGCCAGCACCAUCACCAUCACCAGCGGCAAGACCUUCGAGGGCUGCGGCACCAUCGACGUGGGCAACCGAGCCGGGCGGGGCGCCAUCGAGUCGACCGACGCGAGCGACGUCAAGAUCCCCUACCUCAGCAUGACGGGCAACCCCUACUUCGGCCUGCGCUUCUCGGGCAUGCGCGGCCUAACCCUUGGCAACAUCACCAUGAACCUAAGCGGCGGCCUGGGCAUCCGCUUCGACCGCGACCGGGCGCCCAGCUCCGACGUCAGCAUGGACGUCAUCACGGUCACGGGCGCCGGCAGCCACGCGGUCGAGACGUGGAAUAUCGACCGCCUGACCAUCAACAAGGUCAUCGCCCGCAACGUGGGCGAGUCGGGCCUGCUGCUGCAGACGACGACCAACGCCAGGGUCGGCCUGGUCGACGGCGACAACGUCGGCACCGGCACGGGCUACGCCACCUUCCGCAUGGCCAACAACAACGGCCAGAAGGCGGACGGCAGCUACGGCACCAACGUGUUCGUCGACCGCGUCGUCUCGCGAGGUGGUGGCCGCGGCGUCUUCUGCGUCUCGCAGUCGGGCGCCGUCGAGAUCGGCUCGGUCGACCUGGCCAACAACGGCAACAACGCGAUCCUCAUCGAGAACUGCUACAACGUCAACAUCAAGGGCGGCAGAGUCAACGGCGGCGGCGAGGUCCGCAUCUCGGCCCGCAGCGAGUUCCCCAACACCAGGGACGUCUCCAUCACCCUCCAGGUCGACAACACCUCGGUCCGCGAGUCCCCCUGCGGCGAAAACAUCCGCUGGUCCAUCACCGGCAAUGCCCAACAGAACAUUUGCUAG
Messenger RNA from Thermothelomyces thermophilus ATCC 42464, 1071 nucleotides. Its product is annotated as pectin lyase-like protein. NCBI's taxonomy places the organism in Eukaryota, Fungi, Ascomycota, Sordariomycetes, Sordariales, Chaetomiaceae. The record is from RefSeq and is a predicted model, not a curated record. The transcript has a single exon. The coding region runs from base 1 to 1071 and encodes 356 amino acids.